AUGGCGCCAUAUCAGCGUCGCCGCUCGCCAUGUCCGGGCGGUGAGGCCGAGUGCCAGUACGCGCAACAGUGCGCGCCCUCUCCUACCAUUUCGUCGUCGUCGAUAGACGAUGAUGCGUCCUCCAACACGACGCUCGACGAGGCGGACCAGGGCGACGGGCUGCUGUCUCCUUGCGCGCUCUCUCUGACUGACGACCAUCGGCCUCGCCACGACGCAGACAGCCCCACUGCUGCCUUGUUCCCCUUGCAUCUUCUCUCGGGCUGCAGCUCGACUGGCAGACGGGCCAUGUGCACCUCGGCCUUCACGUUGACGGCGUCCCAGACAAAGCGGGCUCUGGGAUGGAGAGCAGCCGCCCCUCCGCACAAUGAUGCCACUGCGCCCACCCGCGCUGAGACCGGCCAUGAGCUGUCCGAUCGAGCCCCCGCCCUCGCGCAUCGCAUGAAACACGACAAGUCCAUCCUCGCACUGGCCGUCUCUUCGCACUCCAUCUUCGCCGGCACCCAGGGCGGCGAGAUUCUGGUCUACAGCCUCGAUACCUACGAGCUCCGGAGGGUGGUACAUGCGCACAAGGGCAGUGUGCUUGGUCUGUGUCUGUCGCAGGACCACAGGUGGCUCUUCUCGAGCGCAGCAGAUCCAAUUGUCAAUGUCUGGUGCACGUCGACGUUCAAACACCUCUAUGCGCUGUGGUCUCCGUACGACAUUGGCGACAUUUUCUGCGUCGCAUACUCGUCCCAGCACCAGACGGUAUAUCUGGGGGCCCAGAACACCAGCAUACAAUGGUAUGACCUGAAAGAAAAAGACACUCGCCCCGCCCCGAGCCUCUCCUCACACCCCGCCGAGCGCAAGAACCGGUUCUUCGACUCCCUCGGGCCAGGCGGUGCCCAAACACCCAGACCCGGCGGUGCAGACACUAGGCCCCGAGAUGCUGCAGGCGGGCAGGAACUGCAAAUCGACAACCGUGACAUUUGCCAGUUCGCCCACUAUGGUUACGUGCAUUGCAUGCUGGUGGGAAGCGGCAUACUACCCGAAGCCCCGUCAGAAGAAGUGCUAGUUUCGGGAGGAGGAGACGGCCGCAUUCAGCUAUGGAGAAUAGACCCGGCACAGCGGGGGAGCAUCUCAGGCAUCUACACACUCGAGGACGGCCGCGAAGAGGGCGAAUCGAUUCUCUCGCUCGCCCGAGAAGGUUCCUUCCUGUACAGCGGACGCUUCGACGGCGAAGUCAAUGUCUGGGACUUGGAGACCCGGCAGCUAGUGCGCAGUCUCAAGGCGGGCACCGGCGACGUGCACACAUUGUCGCUGGGCUCUGGUGUCCUGUAUGCCGGUGGUAAGACGGGUGUUAUGCAG
Exserohilum turcica Et28A is the source of this 1344-nucleotide messenger RNA. RefSeq lists its product as uncharacterized. Gene Ontology annotation, molecular function: snoRNA binding; protein binding. Gene Ontology annotation, cellular component: small-subunit processome. The record is from RefSeq and is a predicted model, not a curated record. The transcript is spliced from 5 exons. The annotation marks the transcript as partial. Lineage: Eukaryota; Fungi; Ascomycota; Dothideomycetes; Pleosporales; Pleosporaceae.